UGGACUUAGGUUGGGGGCGGGGAGGGCAAUAACAAGAGUAACAACACGAGCAAGUAUUUAAGUCCAUGCUAAAUAUUAAUACCUUCCACAUUUUAAACUGUGUGCUGGUGAGGAUUCCCACAACUGACACCCGCCUGGCACAGCUGAUUUCAUUGCGGGGGGACAACUCAGGCAGUCACUUGAGUGGUCUGGACUGUGCCAUGUGGCCAGUCUCACAGCAAAACAGAAUCAACAGCCUCAGAAAUGCUCAGCCUGAAUGACUUGAAUGGCCAAGAGAAAAUGAUAGAAAAUGUAACUGACAAUCAAAAAUUCACAGAGGACGUAGAUGUGAAAAGUGUCAGUGUGGAUAACAACGUGGAGGUUUUGUCAUCUCCCACUGACUGUCCCGGGAGUUUGAACGGUGCCUGCCUGGAUGCGGGGGGCGGUGGGGAAGUGGACAUUUCUAGGGGUUUCCGGAACCUGCACUUGGAUGCUGCUCUUCACCCUGACGACAUACGUCUGGAGAUUCUGAAUGGCAGCCCCGCUCCCGGGACCACGCUGUACGAGUGUGUGGGCCAACAUCCAGAAACUUCUGUACCCUUGCGAACAGGGACGCGUCCAGUGCUGACGAGUGCUCCAUCCAGCACUGCUUAUACCAGUUCACCCAGAAUGAGAAGCUUCAAGAUGCCAACAAGCUGCUGUGUGAAGUGUGCACCCGGAGACAGUGUGGUGCACCAAAGGCAAACCUAAAAGGUGAAAAGAAACAUGUUUACACCAAUGCCAAAAAGCAGAUGUUGAUUGCUCUCGCUCUUCCUGUUCUCACCCUUCAUUUGAAGCGAUUUCAGCUGGCUGGUUUUAACCUACGCAAAGUUAACAAACACAUAAAAUUUCCGGAGAUCUUAGAUUUGGCUCCUUUUUGUACUGCUAAAUGUAAGAAUGUGGCUGAAGAAAGCACCAGGGUGCUAUACUCCCUGUACGGAGUUGUGGAGCACAGCGGUACCAUGAGGUCCGGGCACUACACUGCCUACACCAAGGCGAGAAUGGCAAACAGUCAUCUGUCUGACCUUGUUCUCCGUGGGGAUGUCCCCUAAGAUUUUGAAAUGAAAUCAACCAAAGGGCAGUGGUUUCACAUCAGCGACAGCCACGUGCAAGCUGUGCCUACAGCUAAAGUCCUGAUCUCACAAGCGUACCUCCUGUUUUAUGAGAGAAUACUCUAAGUUUUUAUAACAGCUGUGAUAAUAAUAAACAAGUGAAGACUAACUAAA
This is a messenger RNA of Myotis lucifugus (little brown bat), 1244 nucleotides long. RefSeq names its product ubiquitin carboxyl-terminal hydrolase 16-like. Lineage: Eukaryota; Metazoa; Chordata; Mammalia; Chiroptera; Vespertilionidae. The record is from RefSeq and is a predicted model, not a curated record. The transcript is spliced from 2 exons. The coding region runs from base 244 to 729 and encodes 161 amino acids.